Diachasma alloeum is the source of this 984-nucleotide messenger RNA. RefSeq lists its product as uncharacterized. The record is from RefSeq and is a predicted model, not a curated record. NCBI's taxonomy places the organism in Eukaryota, Metazoa, Arthropoda, Insecta, Hymenoptera, Braconidae. The transcript has 3 exons. The coding region runs from base 1 to 984 and encodes 327 amino acids.
AUGUUAAACGCAAGGAAAGUGACAAAGAUAAUUCCUCUGGUCGGUCCUGUUAAGGAGAAAAUUGAAGAGCGAAAAUUGCCAACAGGUCGACAGGCAAGUGCAACGAGAACCCUACAAGCAGUCACGAAUGAGUGGGACUCAGCUGGAAUUCCAGUGAGAACGAUGAAAAGCUGUGUUGUGAAAUUAGAAACACUUUAUACGAAGUGGCAAAAUUUGAGAAAAAAUGCUAGUCGCAAGAGAUCUACUUCACAACGAAAUGAAGAAGAAAUUUUCCAGCAGAAUUUAGAUCUGUUGUUUGAUAUUUCACACAAGGAUGUAAUGAAUACCUUGACUGAGAAUCAGAAAGUAUUUUUUGUUUCUCAACGUGAUGGAAAACGCCGGGGUUUCCACUCAAUCAAUUCACCAACACCAUCAAGACCUCCAACAUCAGAUUACCAGGGGACCUCAACCACCUGCAAUGCAAAUUCUGUCAACGACUCCGAGUCACCAGUGAAUUCGUGUGAAGGGGAUGAUCAAGAAGAUGCAGAAACUCUUAGUCUGAGCCAGUCUACAGAAAGAGAUCUGUCAAUUUCUACCACAUGUACGAGUAAGUCAUGCUGUCCAGCUGAAUUGAAAAGAGUCCACUCCAGUUAUUCAGAUGAACUUGGUCAGCCUCCACCUAAAAAACGGAAAGAAAUCAUCGAUGAAGUAGCAUCUGUUUGUGACAGAAUAGGCAUUAGCAAUUCUGCAGCAAUGCUCUUUUCAAGUACGAUCAUCCGCAGUCUAGGGCUGAUUGUAAACGAUUACAAUCUCAGUUGUGCCACAUUUAGACGAAGGCGAAUGGCAUCUCGCAAAAAGACGGCCGAACAGCUGAAGAGCAGUCUUCAUACAGCGAAUGUCUUGAAUUUGCACUGGGAUGGUAAAUUGUUGCCCACAGUUGAUGGAGGUGAAAAAAUUGAGCGAUUACCAACCGUAGUGACUGGUCUUGCUAUAGACAUUCAUUGA